CCUGUCCAUGGACCAGACCACACCAGCACCACCAAGACAAGACACUGCCGAGCGGCCGCACCAACCACCAACCACCGGAGCGCAGCGGCGAGCACCUUGCAGUCGCAGCUGCCAUGGCUGUCGCUCCCGUGUCCGUUCCCCGCAUCAAGCUCGGCUCGCAGGGGCUGGAGGUCUCGGCGCAGGGCCUCGGCUGCAUGGGCAUGUCCGCCUUCUACGGCCCGCCCAAGCCCGAGCCCGACAUGAUCAAGCUCAUCCACCACGCCGUCACCGCCGGGGUCACCUUCCUUGACACCUCCGACAUCUACGGCCCGCACACCAACGAGAUCCUCCUCGGCAAGGCGCUGCAAGGUGGGGUGCGGGAGAAGGUGGAGCUUGCCACCAAGUUCGGCAUCUCGUUCGCCGACGGCAAGCGCGAGAUCCGCGGGGACCCGGCGUACGUGCGCGCGGCGUGCGAGGGCAGCCUCAAGCGGCUCGGCGUGGAUUGCGUCGACCUCUACUACCAGCACCGCAUCGACAAUAGGGUGCCCAUCGAGGUCACGAUGGGUGAACUCAAGAAGCUAGUUGAAGAAGGAAAGAUAAAGUACAUUGGAUUAUCUGAAGCAUCUGCGUCAACAAUUAGGAGAGCUCAUGCAGUUCAUCCUAUUACUGCAGUUCAACUGGAAUGGUCAUUAUGGUCUAGAGAUGCAGAAGAAGAUAUAAUUCCCACUUGCAGGGAACUUGGAAUUGGGAUUGUGGCUUACAGUCCACUAGGCAGAGGGUUCUUGUCCAGUGGGACAAAACUGGUCGAUUCACUAACCGAGCAGGAUUUCCGCAAGCAUAUGCCUAGGUUUCAACCAGAGAAUCUUGACAAGAAUGCUCAGAUAUUCGAGCGUGUCAAUGCAAUGGCGGCAAGAAAAGGAUGCACACCAUCACAACUUGCAUUGGCUUGGGUGCACCAUCAGGGAAACGAUGUUUGCCCCAUACCAGGCACAACAAAAAUCGAGAAUUUCAACCAGAAUGUGGGGGCACUGUCUGUGAAGCUGUCACCAGAUGAGAUGUUGGAACUCGAGUCAUACGCUGCUGCAGGUGAAGUUGCGGGUGAUCGAUAUCCUCAGAUGGCCAGCACCUGGAAGGAUUCGGAGACCCCGCCAUUGUCGUCUUGGAAAUCUGAAUAGCUCAAUACAAUACCUUGAACUAUGUGCGUUGCUGUAUCUGCAAGUCGGACUGCAGAAGAUGCUCAGAUCUUCGGCACAUGACCGUCCAUAAAAUGUUCUUGUAUACCACGCAAGUGAUGAUGCGUGGUAGUGAGUGUGUAUCACAUACAUACCUCGUUUUGUAUAUCUGUGCUCUAGUGGCACGAUGAAUAAGCUUGUGCACUUGUAUCAUGAGUAUUUAUCAUAGUAUAAUUACACUGAAUUUGGUAAUAGAUGGAAUGGAAGUGCACUUUUCUUGGAA
Molecule: messenger RNA, 1434 nt
Organism: Setaria italica (foxtail millet)
Lineage: Eukaryota; Viridiplantae; Streptophyta; Magnoliopsida; Poales; Poaceae
Product: probable aldo-keto reductase 2
Exons: 5
Coding region: 114-1154 (346 amino acids)
Cellular component (GO): cytoplasm
Source: RefSeq, a predicted model, not a curated record